Molecule: messenger RNA, 1090 nt
Organism: Exaiptasia diaphana
Lineage: Eukaryota; Metazoa; Cnidaria; Anthozoa; Actiniaria; Aiptasiidae
Product: U6 snRNA-associated Sm-like protein LSm1
Exons: 4
Coding region: 115-531 (138 amino acids)
Biological process (GO): deadenylation-dependent decapping of nuclear-transcribed mRNA
Cellular component (GO): P-body; Lsm1-7-Pat1 complex
Molecular function (GO): RNA cap binding
Source: RefSeq, a predicted model, not a curated record
GCUACUAAGACUUCCGUCUGUUCACUCGUGUGUCUUGGGUGGUUGUAUAUAUUCUCGGUAGUGCACAAAGAUGUUAUAGAAGUUUUUUAGUUUAUGGGUGGAUAAGAAAAUAAAAUGAGUUUUCUACCAGGCACAGCAAGCCUUAUCAAAGAAAUUGACAAAAAGCUCCUGGUAGUUCUAAGGGACAAUCGAACGCUUAUAGGUUAUCUUCGAAGUAUCGAUCAAUUUGCUAACCUGGUACUUCAAGGCACAAUAGAAAGAAUACAUGUUGGAGAUAUGUAUGGUGACAUUCCCAGAGGAAUAUUUGUUGUGAGAGGAGAAAAUGUUGUUCUUCUAGGUGAAAUUGACCAAGAAAAGGAAAACAAGUCAAUUCUAAAAGAAGUUUCAGUUGACAAAAUAUUGGAAGCUCAAAGAGCAGAACAAAUUGAACAAGAGGAACAAGAAAAGGCCAAAAACAAGGCAAGAGCACAGCAAGGCAUGCCAGUUAAUUCCUCUGAAACAUAUUUAACACAUGAUGAUCGAUUUAUUUAAAUCUUUAGUAGUUAUGAGAAUCAAACAGGGUUCUUAAGUUCUCAGGUUGUGUUUAUAUUUUUUUUUUGUGUUUAUAUGUGUUUUGUUUAGAAUUAAAGUUAAUGUUGUUACUAUUAUAGACUCUGAGCCCUGAAAGUGUUGCAAAAGCAUGUUCUGUUGUAUUUGUGUUUUUUUUGUUUGUGCUGUAAACUAUAAAAUGUUCAAAUAUUACUUAAUGUGUUUAUAUAUGGUCUGCUACAAUUUGCACUAAAGACAAAACUAAAUCAAAAUCAAUGAUCAAUCUGCUAAGGUUUUUGGAAUAAUGCAAAUAUAAUAUUGUUCUUAGCAGUCAUUUGCGUUCAAGAAUCAUUAUGCUAGUGUAGUUCAGUUUAUCAUAAAAGCUCAAGGUAAUGUAUUAAAAAAGCAGCCUUGCAAUUUUGURAAGGAGUUCAGUGCCAGUUAUAAACUCAUCAAUCUUGCUUAUUCAUAUAUUUAUUAAUAAUUCAGACUGAUUACUUACGUGGAAAUAUCAUUUACUGAUCCGGUGUAGUUGUUAAAAUUAAAAUAUUGCAAACUCUCA